Lolium perenne is the source of this 1167-nucleotide messenger RNA. Its product is annotated as rho GTPase-activating protein 2-like. Gene Ontology annotation, biological process: signal transduction. Gene Ontology annotation, molecular function: GTPase activator activity. Lineage: Eukaryota; Viridiplantae; Streptophyta; Magnoliopsida; Poales; Poaceae. The record is from RefSeq and is a predicted model, not a curated record.
UCCGGUACCACCACUACGUACGAGAAUACCGCGUCGUCAUUGCUGCGGCGCGCGUCAAGGCCCCUCGUCCUGCCGGCACGUACGCGCGCGGGGGCGCCGGGAUCGGAUCAGAUCACCACCAUGGACAUCGGGGGCGGCGGCGCUGGCGCCGGCAAGGAGGUGGAUCAGGUCGCCGGCGGCAGCGAGCAGCCGCAGCAGAGGAUGAAGAUCGGGUGGCCCACCGAAGUGCGCCACGUCGCGCACGUCACCUUCGAUCGCUUCCAUGGCUUCCGCGGCGUGCCCGCCGAGCUCCAGCCCGAGCCCGCCCUCGCCAAGGCCCCCAGCGCAAGCAAGACGGCGUUCGGCGUGUCGACGGAGUCGAUGCAGUGCGCGCACGACGCGCGGGGCAACAGCGUCCCGUCCAUCCUGCUCCACCUGCAGCGCCGCCUUUACGACCAGGGCGGGCUGACCACGGAGGGCAUCUUCCGCGUGGCCGCCGACGGCGCCCAGGAGCAGCGCGUCCGGCAGCACCUCGACCUCGCCGGCACCAUCCCUGACGACGACGACGACGGCGCCGCAGUGGACGUGCACUGCCUGGCGGGGCUCAUCAAGGCGUGGUUCAGGGAGCUCCCGGGCGGGCUGCUGGACGCGCUGCCAGAGGAGGAGGUGGCGCGGUGCACAACGGCGGAGGAGGCCGGGAGGCUCUGCGGGAAACUUGCGCCGGCCAAGGCGGCGCUGCUCGACUGGGCCGUGCAGCUCAUGGCGGACGUGGCGAGCGAGGAGGGGCGGAACCGGAUGGGCGCGCGCAACGUCGCCAUGGUUUUCGCGCCCAACAUGACACAGGCGGCGGAUCCUCUGACGGCGCUCAAGUACGCGGUGCAGGUGAUGAACUUCCUCAACCAGCUCAUCGAGCGAGCGCUCCGGCAAAGACGAGAACAAGCAGCGGCAGCAACAGCCAAACUGAUCAGUUGAUGACGUUCUAACCAAACGUACGUUACAUGUAGUGGAGUGUUGUUAAUUCGAUUGUUAGUGCCGCGGUCAGUUAGUUUCAUUCAGUUCCGGUGUUGAUACUAAGCUUACCUGUGCUUGAGCAUAGCUAGGAUCCAGCAAAUCAGCUAGCUGUGUGCAUGUGUUAAUUUUGUUUCUCCAUUCCAAUAUGCGUGCUAUGAUGAUUUGAUUUUGAUGUUA